Pecten maximus is the source of this 2672-nucleotide messenger RNA. Its product is annotated as purpurin-like. The transcript is spliced from 2 exons. Lineage: Eukaryota; Metazoa; Mollusca; Bivalvia; Pectinida; Pectinidae. Gene Ontology annotation, molecular function: retinol transmembrane transporter activity; retinoid binding. Bases 221 to 865 code for a protein of 214 amino acids. The record is from RefSeq and is a predicted model, not a curated record.
AGUCUGUGGCGUCCUGACACCAACAGAUAAUAGUUAUCAAUUGUUCUGGCAUAUGCAUUCAUCAAUAUAUGUCCGACAAAGUGUCUGAGUAUGACCAUUGGUCAACGUGUAUAGACAUAAAUGACUGUAUACUCAUGCACUGGUCAGUUCGACUGGAAACAUUUGACCCCUAACCUUCCUACGAGACACUCCUCAUCAACCGAUACUCUUGAAAACGAGCAUGGAAUUUCAAAGGAAAUUGGUGCUUUGUUUAGUUUUCCUUUGUUAUAUUAAAUCAAAUUUGAGUCAGGGAAAUCAGCCAUGCUUUGUCAAUCAGUUUGAGAUGGAAAAGAACUUUACUUUGAAUGAUUUCCAAGGAGAAUGGUAUGUCAUAUCGAUCAGGAAUCAAUGGACGGCACAGAACGGCGGGGCGUUUUUGGGCUCGAGUAUGAGGCACCGGUAUACAAUGGGCUCACACAGAACACUCACGGUAGAAACAAAUCUUCAGGGAUCGAUGCUUGGUUGCAUGCGAUUUGAGAACACAGCUUCGCCGGAUCCCUUCUCCAAUAUGACCAAGUUCACGAUAGUGUCCCAAGAUUCGGAAUGGCGGCGAUUUGUGUUUGGAAGCACGAUCUGGAUAGUUCGAACCAACCACAGGGGAUUCGCUGUAGUGUAUUCCUGUGGUAACGUACGUGCGGACGGCACAUGUGAAGUACCAACUGCGUACACGUUGAACAGGAAUUGGAACGGACACACGCCGGAAGAGUUAAAACAGAUCGACGAGGCCCUAACAUCAGUCUGUGUGCAUCCACAUACUCUCCUUCCAGUUGCUCAACUAGGCGAAUGUGUUGUAAACGAGCCGGUAUUGAUGAAUACAAUGGGCUGAUUGGACGUCAGAGUUUACUAUAGUACAUAUAUUCACGAUACCAUCGUACUGAACUUAGACAACUACUUUUGUAGAACAACUUAAAACUCUCAUCUUAGCGAGGUAAUACCGAUGGAAGGUACUGAUAUUGACUUGAGUAUUAAAUAAAUGAACUUACACAUGAAAUGGUGUAUAGCUUUAUUUGUAAUUAAGAGUUAUAAUAAGAUCAAGGGAAAUCAUUUUCUUUGUCCGGUUCUGUACAAGCAUAUAAUAUGAUACAUGUAUUCAUAACAAAAACAGGCAAUAUUCGUUCUUUAGCAAAUUGAUUAAAUUAUGGGGUAUGAAACUCCUAUUCCCUAUUUUGAUAUUAGUUUUGCUAAUUUUGUUUGAAAUUCCAACUAACCUUACUGCCCAAAACAUCACCGAUGAAGCCCCGCAGGACCAGAAAGCAGCAUAAUAUUUUGUAUGGAUUAUUCAACUUAACCUUGUCUAUUACGGAACAUUAGAUAAAACUGUAUGUAAGAACUUUGAUAUAAACUUUUUGAUGAGUCUGAGUUGGUGUGGAUUAUUUUUGAUGAGUCUGAGUUAUAGUGUUGAAUGUUUUUAAUUAGUCAGAGUUGGUUGGGACUAUUUUUAAUGAGUCUGAGUUAGUUAGUUGGAAUUAUUCUUAAUGAGUUAAUGAUUUAAAUUCGACUACCGCCGCGGUAUGCUGUGAUGAGUCUGAGCUAGUGUGGACUAUAUCUAAUGCGUCAGAGUUAGUGUGGUCUUUUCCUAAUUAUUCUAGGUCAGUAUGGACUAUUUUAAAUGGAUCUAAAUUAGUACGGACGUUUUUUUAAUGAGUCUGAGCCAGUGUGGACUAUUUCUAAUGAGUCUGACUUAUUGUGGACAAAUUUUGUUCUGCUUGUAGAUGCUUUUACUUAUUUUUAAUUCAAUACAACAAAAUGAUAACUUAGAAUUAAUGUUACUGUUAAACAUUAUAUUUACCUGUCUUUAAUAGUAUGCAACGAUUACACAAGACAAGACUAUGGCUUUUUAUGACUACCUAUUUUUUUAAUAACGUAAAAUAUCAUGAAACAAUCUGGGAGUUACAUGACAAAAAAUAAUAUCAAGAAUAAUCAAUAUAACAUUCGUUACAAAAAUGUUCAAAAGACGGGAGUGACUUAUAAAAACUAAAACAAAUAACUACAAAUUCGCAUUUUGCUUUUGUUACACAGCAGGUAUGAAGGAUAAAAAAGUAUGAAGCCGUACACAAUUAACUGACCAUUGUACAUAACGAGCAGUGUUAAACCGAUACACUAAACACACUGAAUUUACUAUCUGACGUAAUCUUAAUUUUUUUUUUUUAUUAAUUUAAGAAUUUAUCAAUUAUACAACAGUUUUCACAGGUAUGUUGUGUAUAUGAUGGUAAAAUAUUUACAGAUUUAUGACUUUGUCACAAAAAGACAUCACAAAAACACUAUACCGUAUAGCGUGAAGUUUUCACAGUCAUAAUAUUUGACGACUUGGACAUUAAAAACUGAAACAUAAAUUAUGGCGGGUUGAAUUAUGGCGGUUUCUACUAAACGUAGGGUUUAAUUUUUCGUUAAGCAUAUAUUUCAAACAUGUAGAUAAUUCUAUUCUGUACAAAUAUCAGGGGAUUUGCUAAGGUAAGGUUUUUAUGAGUACCUGUAUAGUACGUACAAGUAAAUAUAAGCUAAAUGAAUAGCAUAAUGAAGCGUGUUCAUUCAACCGUAUAAUAUCGCCGGUCAUCUAUGAUACGUAUAUGUACAGGUAACGUGUUAACAUUGUAUUCAAUUGUGAAUUGUUUUCGCAAAAAAAAAAAAAAAAA